Molecule: messenger RNA, 951 nt
Organism: Aspergillus neoniger CBS 115656
Lineage: Eukaryota; Fungi; Ascomycota; Eurotiomycetes; Eurotiales; Aspergillaceae
Exons: 3
Coding region: 1-951 (316 amino acids)
Source: RefSeq, a predicted model, not a curated record
AUGGAGGACCCUAAUGCAUACUGGCCAGAUAUUGAUAUCGAUCCGUACCCAAAUCCAUCAUAUAAGUGGGUACCAUUCUGCUAUAUCUGUUGCAGUGGGUUUACCACUGUCCCGAGAGAUCACUCCCUUGGCCGGGAUACUUACUCUAGGCCGAAUGCCUCUGAAAUCACAUACACGGCUCACGAGUUAGAAGACCUUCAUGCCCUUACAUAUCCUGGCUGGCGAACCCUCUUUCGGCUGAUUAUGUAUGACCCUAAAUCGCGGAGCUAUAAACUCUCUGGAAUUUCUCAGAAUUUCUAUCCAUGGCGCAAGUUCCACGCUCCGUGGAAUGAAAAUGAUGGGCUUAUAAGUGUCGGGAACUACAAGAGAAUCUGGCGGCAUAGACUAGCGGCACCUAAGCUAGUACAAUGUAAGGAAAAUAUCGAGAAACAGUCGAGUCUUGCUGGGUAUUUGGUUCACGCUAGGUGUUGGAGGGAAUUUCUUCGAGUCAAUAACUGGCAUCACCUUACGAAGGAGAGUUUAGGUACCCUGUCUCGCGCGCUGCGAAUGCGCUAUCCCAUGGGAAUGACAUCAGUUCGGCGAUUUGUCACUCGAUGCAGGAAUAGAGCUAAAUAUAAAGCCAGCAGUAUACCAUGCUCUACCGAUUCAUGGCUUAUUCGUCUUCCAAUGGAGUUACAAUAUAUGAUCAUGGAUUAUCUUUCUUAUGAGGAUUUCUGCUCAGUCCUGGAAGGAAUUCAAUGGACAGUUGACAAAGGUUAUUGGAAGCUACGGCUCAAUCUCAAUCUAUUCAGUGAGAUACAGAGUAUCUUACACGAAGAUUUAGAUUGGCGAUGGCUUUGCUUGAAGUUGGAGGUUCUUGAGCAUAGCCAGGCUGGGGUGGACAGAAAGCGUUUCUUCACGCUGCUGGAGGAAAUAGCGGUUCAAUAUGGCUUAACGAAAACGAUCAAGUGA